AUGACGACCGCGCACAGACCGACAUGGGCGCCGGCCAAGGGCCACGAAGAGCAGGGCGGCGCGCGCAUGUUCGGCCCCUCGCACAAGCACUCCAAGCUGGACGACAACGCGCACAUGACGCUCAAGACGCGGACGGACGGUCAGCAGUCGAUCAAGGAGCUCAUGGCGAGAGACUUCAAAGCGGAGCUCGAGGAGAAGGAGCGGAAGCACUUCAAGAAGAAGCUCGGCGGCGGCGACGGCGGCGGCGACGGCGAGCUCAUGCUCGGCGACGGCGGGAUCGAAGAAUCGUCCGCCGCGCGGUUCGCCCCGAAAGCGAUCGACGCCGACGACAGCGACGACGACGACGACGACGGCGCGAGCGGCAGCGACAGCGACGACGACGAGGACGACACCGCGGCGCUGCUCGCGGAGCUGGAUCGCAUCAAGACGGAGCGCGCGGAGGAGGCGGCGAGGAAGGAGGCGGAUCGAUUGGAGGCGGAGGCGUUGGAACGCGCCGAGGAGGUGGCGGGGGGGAACCCGCUGCUUGACUUGAGGCAGGGCGCGGCGGACUUCACGGUGAAGCGGCGGUGGGACGACGACGUCGUGUUUAAGAAUCAGACGAGAGGGGAGCCGAAGUCGCAGAAGCGGUUCAUCAACGACACGAUCCGGAGCGACUUCCACAAGCGGUUCUUGAACAAGUACAUCAAGUGAGUGAUGGGUGGUAUCGUGGCGGACGUAUGUACGUCGGGUGAAGUGCGUUGGAAUCGGAAGUGAAAAAAUUCAUCU
This is a messenger RNA of Micromonas pusilla CCMP1545, 765 nucleotides long. RefSeq names its product Cwf15/Cwc15 cell cycle control family protein. Gene Ontology annotation, cellular component: catalytic step 2 spliceosome. The record is from RefSeq and is a predicted model, not a curated record. NCBI's taxonomy places the organism in Eukaryota, Viridiplantae, Chlorophyta, Mamiellophyceae, Mamiellales, Mamiellaceae. The transcript has a single exon. The coding region runs from base 1 to 690 and encodes 229 amino acids. Gene Ontology annotation, molecular function: RNA binding. Gene Ontology annotation, biological process: mRNA cis splicing, via spliceosome.